UUUCAUGUGCAAGGGAAGAGAUGACCAGGGAAAAACCAUGCAGGAAAAGUUACUUGUGUUUGCCAUGGAAGAGGUUAACUUCUAUCCGCAGGUCAGAUGUGAGACGAUGGUGGUUAAGAAGAAUCCCUAUACUGGAGUGGGCUCCCAAGUAUAAACUACGGGAAUACGUCUUUCCAGACCUUAUUUCGGGGAUGAUGCUGGCUGUCCAGCAGGUAGCACAAGGUCUUGCCUUUGCAGUCAUGUCAUCUGUUCACCCUAUCUUUGGAUUGUAUGGCUCUUUCUUUGCCCCCUUGAUAUACGCCAUUUUUGGGACAGGUCGUCAUGUUAUAACAGGGACUUUCGCUAUCACAUCGCUGAUCUCUUGUGCAGCCGUUGAGCGGCUUGUUCCACUGAACAGCAGCAAUGUGACUAACACCUCAUUGGGGGACCUGGGGUUAUCUGACUUUGAAAUGAAAAGAAUAGGAGUUGCUGCAGCGGUGACAUUUCUCGGCGGUAUCAUCCAAAUGUCUUUGUUUUUGUUAAAUUUGGGCUGUGCAACCAUCCUGUUAUCAGAACCCGUAGUUAGUGCAAUGACAACGGGCGCAGCCACUCAUGUGGUGACAUCACAAGUAAAGUUCCUGCUAGGGAUGAAGAUGCCUUAUAUAUCGGGACCUUUAGGAAUGUUUAAUAUUUAUAUCUAUGUAUUUAAAAACAUCAGUCAGGUUCAUAUAGGAGCUUUGAUCUUCUCUAUCCUCUCCCUUGUGGUGCUGAUUCUGACCAAAGAGCUUAAUGAAAAGUUCAAGAGUAAAAUCAGAUUUAUAAUCCCCAUUGACCUGACACUGAUUAUCUCAUCCUCUCUUGCCUGUUAUUUUGCUGAUAUGCCUAAAACGCAUGAACUUGAUGUUGUCGGACAUAUUCCAAAAGGAAUCCCCCUCCCGCAGGCACCACCAAUGGAUACCCUCCAGCAUGUUGUUGUGGAAGCAUUUGGGGUGGCCUUGGUUGGAUAUGCUGUAUCUAUAUUUCUUGCUUACAACUCAUCCAAGAAGUUUAAAUACCCUGUUUGUGAAAAUCAGGAACUCUUUGCUCAUGGUCUCAGCAAUAUCAUUCCAUCAUUUUUCUUUUGCAUUCCAAAUUCAGGAGCCCCAGUCCGUACUUUUCUAUUAUAUGGCACUGGAUCGAAAACCCAGGUGGCCAGUUUGAUAUCAUGCGGGAUGGUCCUGUUUGUCAUCUACAUUGUAGCACCACUCUUAUAUUGGCUGCCUAUGUGUGUCCUGGCUUCUAUAAUUGUUGUGGGACUAAAAGGAAUGCUCAUACAGUUUAAAGAUCUGAAAAAAUAUUGGAAUGUGGAUAAAUUUGAUUGGGGGAUCUGGAUUUGCACCUAUCUGGUUACAAUCUGCUUUGCUGCGAAUAUUGGUCUCUUAUUUGGUGUUGUAUUUAGCAUAGCAGUUGGGACGCUUAGAUUGACAAGAGCGAAGGUGCUGCAUGUAGUAUAUAUGCAUGAAGAAUAUAGUGCAGUGACCAAAGAUGAGUAUCCAGAACUAAAAAUUGUCUCUGUUGGCGCACCACUUUUUUUUCUCAAUGCCAAAAGAUUCCGUAUGGACAUCGUGGAGAUGAACUGUACAUUUGUAAGAAGAGGAGACUGUACGGAUAAAGCUGAAGCUUUACUGAUGACAAUGCCCAAAAGAGUCUACGAAGGAGGAAAAUGCCAGCGUGAUAGAAGUGACAAGACCUUGCUCCUGGACUGCAGUGCAAUUCCGUUUCUAGAUUAUACAGGAGUCUCUGCCCUCAUUCAGAUUUCCCAAAUUCUAAGAGAAUCUGACACUGAUAUGUUAUUCUCAGGCUGCAAUGCGUCACUAGUAAAGGCUCUGAUGUACUGCGGCUCAGACUGCGGCCUAAAGCGCGAGCAUUUCUUCAUAACCAUAAAAGCAGCACUUGAUGCCUUAAAGUGCACUGGAUCCAGUCUGAAAGGGCUGGACGCAUCUGAUGCAUAGAAGCAGAGCGGGAAAAGAAACCAUUAUUUAUUGUGUUGGACAGCUGAUUGGAUGUGAAGACCUCAGGCUUUAAUCACUUCUUUUCCUCUGACAUUAUUAUACAAAGUGACUUUCAAGUAGAAGACAGAAGAUCGGCCAACAUUUUCUGACACUGGACUUUGUGAUAUCCUCACAGGAAGUCACAUCUUUAGAUAACCUUGAAUGGGAGGAAUUUAUAAUUGUAUGUAUUUGUGCUCUAAAUUGGUCGCAGUUACUUUUUCAUGUAGACUAUUUUCUGAGGGUUGUGUAGGUAUGUUAAAAUCUAAUUGUUUUGCUGCAGUGGUUAUGAAUUUAUCAUGUGCGACAUUUGAUGAAAAGUUGCAGAAAAAGUCGCAAAGCCCUCAAUUUGUUGAAAUCCGACACCAGCCUUGACCUGGCUCACAAAACUGACUGUAGACAGCAUUUGUAAAAAGUCACACAAAUUGUCUCAACGGGUUAGAAAGUCGCAAAGGAGGAACCAUACAAAGUGUUGUACUAAAGUGUAAUUUCCAAAAAACGUGUACUUGCCCCAUAUUUAUCACAUGCCAUGCAACUACUAAAUAAAUUUGGCGCAAAUACACAUUACCAACACAUAAAGGUUGUCAUACUUUUUGUAGGCCCCAAAAAUGAAUCACUAUGUUCAAUAUGUUUAAUAGCAUGAUGUCGGCCAUUUUGUGUAUAAUCUAAGUAGGCCACAAUUCUGAAGUUUCAUCUCUACAAAAAGUGCCAGCCUGAGUAGAAUACUUAGUUGUCUCUUUAGAUAUUUAUUGCUAUUUAGAUAAGGGGGCUGGUUACAUUCUCUAGACAUUCACACAUCUGUGUUAGAGAAUCAUCCAUUGUAUUAUUAUCUUUCCAAUAAAUUUGGAUGUCUAGUUGGUGACUCUAUGUCUAUAACAAUCCAGGUUUUGAUUACUUUUAUGUGUCACAGAUUUUAAUGGGGUACUCCCGUGGAAAUUUU
This is a messenger RNA of Hyla sarda, 2946 nucleotides long. It is a transcript of the gene SLC26A7, whose product is annotated as solute carrier family 26 member 7. Lineage: Eukaryota; Metazoa; Chordata; Amphibia; Anura; Hylidae. The coding region runs from base 21 to 1970 and encodes 649 amino acids. Gene Ontology annotation, molecular function: chloride transmembrane transporter activity; sulfate transmembrane transporter activity; bicarbonate transmembrane transporter activity. The record is from RefSeq and is a predicted model, not a curated record. Gene Ontology annotation, cellular component: membrane. Gene Ontology annotation, biological process: transmembrane transport. The transcript has 18 exons.